AUGGGACGAGGCCGGGGGUUUAGGAAGAAGGCAGAAUGUGCAAAAAAAGAAAUGAAUCUCGUCCAGCGACAGCCGCCGCCAUCCGGCACAGCAGCAGGGCACAUGAUGUAUCCCCCAGACUGGCAGGUGGGACGGCAGGACCCAGUUUAGCUCACCAAGAAGUUCAACUUGCCGACGCUGAACCUUCAGCAGCCAGGAGGAAGCAGGGGCCCACGGAAGGCAAAGCAGCCCAGGGCCUGGCUCCUGUCCUCCCUCUGGCCAGGAGCUCCAACCCGGGGUACGUUCUCCCUGCUCAGUGAGAUGCCUCCUCCUCCUGCCAGACAUCCCACAUCAGCAGAAGCAAAUCCUGUGCGGGACAAGAACACAGGGACCUCCCAGAGGCACACGCACCUCCCGUCUGCAGCCCAGCAUCAGGAGAGGCACAAAUUCUGCCCCAAAUUCCCAAGGAUAAUGAUGGGACUCCGAUCAGAGGCCAAGGCCAUGAAGUCCGGUCUGCCUCUUCCGGGGCCCGAGAGCGGCCUGUACAGCCAGUACGAGCAGAAGGUGAGCCCCCGCACUGACCUCAUCGGCUCCCUGCGGACCCUGGGUGCGGAGCGGGACCUGGCCCCGGCCACCAUCGCUGUCAUCGGGGACCAGAGCUGGGGCAGGAGCUCUGCGGGACGCUCUGUCGGGGUCGCCCUGCCCAGAGGCAGUGGUAGGCAGAGCUGGGCCGGCUCUGCUCUUCCCGCGGGCCGCAAAGCAUCCCCGGGGGUACCAGGCGUUUCAGACAUUGGCCCCGGGAGGCUUGGGUCUACGGGCAUGGCCUGGGCUGCCCCCGGGUCUCUGACCCCCUUUCGCAUCCUUAGCCGUCGCUGGGCCUGUGUCCGUCGGGGCCCGGAACCUGACGGCCCAGCCCUGACUCCAGACCUUGUCCAGUGGUCUGUGGCAGGCAUGUCUUUGAUGACACCGAGCUUGCUUUCGGAAGCCCAGAACACCAUAGCUGGCCUUGGAGUUAGCAUCAGCCAUGAGCUCAUCAGGCUGGAGAUCAUCCCUGAGGUUCUGGAUCUGACCCUCAUUGAUCUUCCCAGCAUCACCAGUGUGGCCGUGGGAAACCAGCCCCAGGACAUCAGACUGCAGGCAAGGCUUCUGGUGCACUCAUACAUCCAGGGGCAACAGACCAUCAACUUGGUGGUGGUCCCCUGUAACGUGGACAUUGCCAGCACAGAGGCACUGAGCGUGGCUCGGGAGGUGGACCCCGAUGGAGACAGGGCCAGAGGUAAGAAGAAAGAACCUAGCUUCCAGAAGACGGGCACUGAAAAAGUUGUCGUGAGUGUGGUGUGGAAUAUCACGUCCCGUCUUGAGAAGGGUUACGGGAUAGCGACGUGUGAGCCGGCAGGAGAUCAGAUCACGAACAAGCUGACGUUGGUGGAGGCAACAAAGGAAGAAAUGUUCUUCCAGACACAUCGGUAUUUCAGAAAUUCCGGACCCCCUCGAAUGCUGUCACAGGGGAUUCGGCCCACGUAUCGAAGAAAUCUGUCAGCCAAUUCCAUCAAGCUGCGGAGUGUCAUCGUUCGCUAUUGUUUUGUUCAGAAAUCACUCCCGUCGUUAGAAAAGCAAAUAAGGGAGAGCCACCGGAGGGCGACAGAGAGGCCGCACCUGUGUGGAGGCAUCCCCAGCAAUGAAGCGGAUAAAAUGUUCUUUCUGAUCCAGAAAAUUAAGGUGUUUAAUCAGGACCUCGGAAAGUUAGGAGAAGAAGUCAUAAGGCAGAACAAGACCUGCUUAUACAACAAAAUCAGGGAGGAGUUUAAAAACUGGGUUCUCACACUUACAGCCAAUACCCCAAACGGCAAGUCCUGCACGACCGACCGAAAAGAAACAAGGGCGAGAAAAGAAGGAACAUGUUUCUCUUUCUUAUCCAACCAGGACAAAGUUGAAGACAUGAAAACGAAACAAGCAGAGGCAGCAGAAAAUCGGGUCCGACUUCAGUUUGGAAUAUGGAACAGCUGGUUUUGUCAAGACCAGAUUUACCGUGUGGUUCUGAACAGAGUCCGGGAAGAGUGCCAGAGGGAAUGCCUGAUCCUAGAGUUCGGGGCAGCACAGAGAGCGCCUUGCCGUGGUUGGAUGCUGACCACUGGAGUGGGGUGGACGGGGCCACCGGGACCUCUCGAGGCAGCUAUCCGCUCAUCCGAGAAUCCCAAGGCUUCCCUGCAAGCACAGGCCGAGACCCCUCCGGCUGACCCUUCUUCCUCCCUCUUCCAGGAAACCAGCAAACGUCUGGCCAAGCAGAUCCCAUUCGUAAUUCAAUAUUUCAUGCUGCAGCAAACGGGCACUCGCUUACAGAAAGCCACAAUGCAGAUACUACAGGAGACAGACCACUAUUCCCGGCUGCUUCAGGAACCCAGCGAUGCCUCCACCGAGAGGAGAUUCCUUAAGGAGAAAACUGACCGGCUCACGCUCUCCGGAAAUCAUCCAGUUAAAGGGCGCGGAUGCACAAAAGGGCAGCAAUGCUUUGGGGUGUUUCCCGCCGUGCAUUCACCGUGAGAUGGCCCACGAAGUGGCUCCGCAUCUGGGACCGCACUCUGUCGCCUUCCCUGUCCACCUUCGCUGGAUUGCACGCGGCACCAGAGUUUGGGUCUGACAGGCACUCACGCCCGGGGCGGUCCCCUCUGCCGGGAGAGAUGGCUCUCCGGGCCUUGGGCCCCACAGCUCCCCAGUUACGGGGUUCUCAAAUACUGCUCUCUUUCUUUGUUAAUUCAUCUUCCCCACCAUCAGAUUAUAAGACCCCAGAGUGGGGAGGUCCGUAUCAUAUUCUUCUUUGGUAUUUCCGGGAUCUUACAUGGCACCUGUUACCUAGUAGCUGCUUAACGAAUGACAUCUUAGUGAACAAAUGCAUGAUGAGGGCGACCGGCUGCUAUGGCUUAGCUCCAGACUUUGGUCGUUUGAGACGGUGUCCCUGAGCUGGUCACUCUCAGAGGAAUCUGGCUGUGCCACCUGCUCCCCACUGUUGACCACGGUCGUGUUUACAACCCCCAGGAGAAAUGAGCCGGCGUGAUACUGAUUGUCAUCUGUCCUGUUUCUCUGGCUGCGAUGAGCUUCCAUUGCUAUGUGAAGCCCUGAAGAGAAGUUUGAUAAGGAAAAAAAAAUAUUUUUUUUAAUAUUUACUUAUUUUUGAGAGAGACAGAGGGUGAGCAGGGGAGGGGCAGAGAGAGAGGGAGACACGGA
This is a messenger RNA of Neofelis nebulosa (Clouded leopard), 3201 nucleotides long. RefSeq names its product interferon-induced GTP-binding protein Mx2-like. Gene Ontology annotation, molecular function: GTPase activity; microtubule binding; GTP binding. Lineage: Eukaryota; Metazoa; Chordata; Mammalia; Carnivora; Felidae. The record is from RefSeq and is a predicted model, not a curated record. Gene Ontology annotation, cellular component: microtubule; nucleus; membrane. Gene Ontology annotation, biological process: defense response to virus.